AAAAAAAAAAAAAAAACUUAGCCUACAUUUCUCUCAUUUUACAAAAAAAAAAGAAAUAUACUUUUUUCUCAGUCCUAUAACUCAAUUUGACAACAAAAUUUCCAUUAAUGAAGAUACCAAUACUUACCCUAGUCUUUCUCCUGCAAUGUGCUUUCAAUCUUAGCCUACAUUUCCACCCACUCGACCCCUUAACUCCCCAAGAAAUCAACAAAACAAGCUCCAUCGUCAAGAAAUCUCAUCUCGGCACUCUCAAAGAUCUCACAUUUCACUACCUCGACCUCGAAGAACCAAACAAGACCCACGUCCUCAAGUGGCUAUCCUCCAAGAAACCACCACAUCCACCACGCCGUCGCGCACUAGUGGUGGUUCGAGCCGGUGGUCAAACCCACGAGCUCAUCAUCGACCUAACCUCAGAAAAAAUCGCAUCCUCACGCAUCUACAAAGGCCAUGGCUUCCCUUCAUUCACAUUCAUAGAGCUAUUCAAAGCAAGCAAGCUUCCUCUAACUUACCCUCUCUUCAAGAAAUCGAUUCUUGACCGGUCCUUAAACAUCUCCGAGGUUUCUUGCAUCCCUCUCACCGUUGGUUGGUACGGAGAAACCAUCACGAGACGAGAGGUCAAGGCCUCUUGCUUUUACAGAGACGGAUCAGUAAAUGUCUUCACAAGACCCAUCGAAGGAAUCAUCAUAACUAUAGACGUUGACUCGAUGAAAAUCGUGAAAUACUCCGACAGAUUCAUAAAGCCUAUACCUGAUAAAGAUGGUAACGACUUUCGGACCAAACACAAACCGUUCCCGUUCUCUUGCAACGUAUCCGACACAGGGUUCAAGAUUCUCGGCAAUAAAAUAAAAUGGGCUAACUGGAAAUUCCACGUGGGGUUUAGUGCUAGAGCGGGGGUGACCAUAUCGACAGCUUCGGUUCUUGACACAAGAACCAAAAGGUUUAGAAGAGUUAUGUACAGAGGACACUUGUCAGAGACUUUUGUUCCGUACAUGGACCCGACAUAUGAUUGGUACUUUCGUACGUUCAUGGACAUAGGAGAGUUCGGUUUCGGGAGAUCCGCAGUUAAUCUGCAGCCAUUCAUCGACUGCCCGCGAAACGCUGGGUUUUUGGAUGGAUACGUGGCGGGACCUGAUGGGACAGCUCAGAGGAUGAGUAAUGUGAUGUGUGUCUUUGAGAAAAAUGGGUAUGGUGCUUCUUUUAGACACACUGAGAUUAAUGUUCCAGGACAAGUGAUAACUAGUGGUGAAGCUGAUAUUAGUUUAGUGGUUAGGAUGGUGGCAACACUAGGAAACUAUGAUUACAUCGUUGAUUGGGAAUUUAAAAAGAAUGGAGCCAUCCGAGUUGGGGUGGAUUUGACUGGAGUUUUAGAAGUCAAAGCAACGUCAUACACUUCGAACAAGCAGAUAACGGAGAACACUUACGGGACACUAGUGGCUAAAAACACCAUUGCCAUUAACCACGACCAUUACUUGACGUACUACUUAGACCUUGACAUUGACGGUAACGGCAAUUCUUUAGUGAAAGCCAAACUCAAAACGGUAAGAGUGAACAAAACCUCUUCUCCGAGGAAGAGUUACUGGACGGUCGUGAAAGAGACAGCGAAAACAGAAGCCGACGGAAGAGUUCGACUCGGUUCAGAACCGGUUGAGCUGCUAAUAGUUAAUCCACAAAAGAAGACGGAAAUAGGAAACACGGUUGGUUACAGGUUGAUACCGGAACAUUUACCGGUAACUUCGCUUUUAACUGACGAUGAUUACCCGGAGAUUAGGGCGUCUUACACAAAAUAUCCGGUUUGGGUGACGGCUUAUAACCGGUCAGAGAGAUGGGCUGGUGGGUUUUACAGCGAUAGGAGCCGUGGAGAUGACGGCUUAGCUGUAUGGAGUAGCAGGAACAGAGAGAUAGAGAACAAAGACAUAGUGAUGUGGUACAAUGUUGGGUUUCAUCACAUUCCAUACCAAGAAGACUUUCCAGUAAUGCCAACACUUCACGGUGGAUUCACUCUUCGACCUUCUAAUUUCUUCGACAACGAUCCGUUAAUCGCGUAAAUAAGUACGAAGAGAAAAGUAUUUUUUUUUAAAGAGAAAAUAUUUGGUUUUAACUUGGUUACGUGUGGCUCUUAAG
This is a messenger RNA of Eruca vesicaria subsp. sativa (arugula), 2121 nucleotides long. The record is from the annotation of a GenBank genome assembly. Lineage: Eukaryota; Viridiplantae; Streptophyta; Magnoliopsida; Brassicales; Brassicaceae.